Messenger RNA from Dreissena polymorpha, 8214 nucleotides. RefSeq lists its product as uncharacterized. The coding region runs from base 71 to 6967 and encodes 2298 amino acids. The record is from RefSeq and is a predicted model, not a curated record. The transcript is spliced from 32 exons. NCBI's taxonomy places the organism in Eukaryota, Metazoa, Mollusca, Bivalvia, Myida, Dreissenidae.
CGCACUUUGAUUAUUUACUGUAAAGUAACCCAAAUCACACUUCCGGUAUAGUUUGCAGGGAUUCGCGGGAAUGGACUCCGACAAUGACGAUCUUGAUGAUGACAUCGAAAGAUUGAAAAUAAUUUUACAAGAUGGAGAAUCGGACGAAGGGGAGGCAAGCGAUGGCGAACUCCGAAAUCUAGAGGAUGAAGAAUCCUAUGCAGAUGUUGAUCAUUCUCGACCGACCACCAGCAGUGAUGUUACUGCAUCAUCAUUUCCCACCACGUCGAUGGGUACCGAAGGGGAUGAGUCAAUACUGCGAUUUGAUCCGAGCACAAUCUCUCCAGAAACAUGUCUGGAAAUGAAUCAAACCUACCAGGAGUUCCUUCUGAAUACGCUACGGCAGAUUGAGAUUGCCCUGUCGGAAAACAGAGCUAAACAGAAAGCCUUAAAUAAUGAGUUGGAAAACAAGGGCAAAUCAAUGGACAAAUGCAUCAUGCCUAAGGCCAAAAGGAUAGUGUUUUAUAAGCCAUAUUUCAAGGACAGCGAAGGUCAUAUUCCCCCGCCGAAUGAGGAUGUUAUCACUAAACAAAAAAUGAAUGAAUCCAAACAAUAUGUGAGACCAAAAACGGGUUGGACGAGACAUCAGCGACAGAUGCUGUUGAAGGCUGUCCAGAGUGACGGGUAUCAACAACUUCUAAGACCUGUUCUCAACAAACUAAACCUGGAGAUUGAGAGAGCCAAUGAGUGUUCUACAGAGCAGGAGAUAGCUGAGAGCCAGGCAAAUGUGGAACGUCUCUCCAACGAAAUAGAGCAAAUAAAAAAAAUGCCUGUAGAUGAGCUUCUGCAAAAGAUAGACUACAGCAAGAUUGAUUACUUGAAGAUAUCUGUCAAUACGUUUCCAAAGUUUGACCCCCUGGAAUGCCAGUACAUGUGGAUGAACGCGCUGCAGCCGGGCAUCAACAAGACCCGCUGGACAGAGACAGAAGAGACGAGACUGGUGGAGCUGGUGGAGCAACACGGCAUGAGGAACUGGAGACUGAUAGCUGACCAGCUGGGGACUAAAAGAACGCCAUAUCAGUGCCUUCAACAUUACCAAGUUAACAACUUUGACUAUGAACAAGGAGACUGGACAGAGGCUGAGGAUGAACUCUUGAAGGAAGUUGUAGAAACCUGCAAGUAUGGCGUAGGAACAAUACCAUGGCAGCAAGUCGCAUACUACAUUGAUAGGAGAAGUGCCUAUAUGUGUCGACAGCGCUACGAAAAGAUUGAUUCCUCUUUCUCUCGAGGAAAGUGGUCUGAAGCAGAAGAUAUGAUGCUAUUAGCCUCAGUUCAGAUGUUGGGUGGUUUAGAAGACUGGCAGAUCAUUCAACAGUUUGUACCUGGACGAUCAGCCCAACAGUGCCGUGAAAGGUAUCACAACUGUUUGAAUUCCGCUAUCAAUUUUGACCCAUUCUCCUAUGCGGAAGACAGACAAAUUCUGAGAAAAUAUAACGAAAUUGGAGGUGAAUGGCUGACGAUCUCCGGGAUGCUCAAGGGCCGCACUGACACGAUGGUCCGCAGACGUUACGACAAGCUCAUGCAGUGGAAGAGCUUGCAUGAUACCCUCAUGGAACAACCUGUCUGUGUUAGAGACAGAAUCCUUCAUCCAGCAUUUACUGUUGAUGCUAACGGAAUGUAUUGGCUGAAAAAUCUUCGCGUCUCUGACCCUGGCAUGAAGUCUUCUAAUGCCGUGAAAGUAGAGCUGAAUGACAAUAUAGUAAACGAGGGUCACCAAGAACCUGACAAGCAGCAAGAAACUACGAAUUUGGACACCAAUGACACUGCACUUGAGGUUCAAAGGUCAGACAACGAUGUGGAGCCUACCCCCCAUAACGAGACGGGUGUGAAACAAGAAUUCCUGUUUGGCUUAAGGUUCACUGCAAAAGAGAUGUGGAACUGUAUUGGAUCUGAAGACCUCAAACAAGACCUGGAGGUAUUCUUGAAGAAAUCUGCUGUCCAACUGACUGAUUACUACCAACAGCAUGAAGACUUACAUAAAGGAGAUAUAGUGGUACCUCGACCACCCCCACUAAACAAGUACUCACUAGCACACUUCAAGCAUCAGAUAUACAAGAUGAACCACCUUCACAAGGCCGUGAAAAUUCAGAUUGAGAAAGACGUGAAGUUCCUACAGGACUAUGCUACGCAGAACCCAGAUACCUCAAGUUCUUUGCAGUUUCUGGCCUUAUUACAGCAAAAGGAUGCCGAAGAGGCAGACGUUUUAGAGACAGUGUGUAACUACCUCAGUGAAAAUUUUGGCGGGAAACUGCCUGGUAAGUUCACAGUGAAGAAGUUGAUUACAGCAGCAAGGCAGAACCAUGGGAAAAAGAAAAAGAAAAGGAAGAAGCCUGACUCUGAGGAAGAGGACGAAAAAGAAAUGACUGAUGAUGAAGAGAGUGAUGAGGAUUCUACAUUUUACUGGUCAGAUAACGAUGAAGGGGAUACAGUAAAAAAGGAUGAAGUGGGCAGCUCAAGCGAUGAGGAAUACUUCGCCAACCUGAGAGAACUGGCAGAGAAAAACAUCCAUGUACGGACUGUGAGAGGGCCCAGGAGUCAAAAGGUGAUUGCAUCGUUCAGGAAGGACAUGAAACUGCACUCUGAGCUCAACCGACUAAUCACCUCCAUCUUGAAGAUGCAACUGAAGCGACGCCAGUCAGGGCGUAGGAGAAGAUUCAACAUGUUUCCAGCCAGUUCAGCUCAGGUCAGUUCCUGUGCAAUUGUCAAGGAAAAGGACACCAUGGACAAGAAGACUGUAUUACUGCUGAUGAAGUCCUUAGACGUUGACGCAAAAGCAGUCUGUCUUAAGGCAUACCGUCGUCAGAAGCAUAUCGCAAUGUUGGCGAAGGAGACCGCCAGCGACACCUUGAAGCGCACACGUGCUCAGACGUGCAAAAUCCCACAGCAGCUUGGUUUCCUGAAGGCAGAGGCCCAGGAGGCAGAGGCCGUGCUUGAACUGAGGUCAGAUUUGAAGAUGACCUCCAUUGACCUUGAGGUAGGUCAAGGUGACACGAAUGACCUUGAACAUGAAGAGCUGAGGCCUGGCACUUCUAGGCAGGAACAUGACUCUGCAAGUGCUGUGGGCAUUGAACACAAGUUUGACGCGUACGACAAGCUGUUGCCAUACCAACCACCGAACCGAUACAACCUAAGAGGCAUGAAGAACCUCCUCUACCAACACAAGAUCCUGAUCGACAAUGCAGGCGAAUAUUUCAAUCCUGACGCGCUGAGGGACAAACUGUACGAGAUGAAAAAGCGAGGCCCCAACCCCAUGAUGAAUGUCCUCAUGUCUAUAGCCAAAGGGGCAGAGACAGUUAGACAUGUCACUGGAAUUAGACGCGAUGUGCCAGCAAGUGCGUUAAAGUUGUCGAUUCUUCAGCUACGACAGCUCAAACAAGAAACCAUGGAUGGGUUGAAAAAAACAGGGGACUUCUUGAAACUGAAGGCUCGAUUCUUGUCAGUGUUCCUCUGGCCAGCACUUGUGUCUACUGUGGUCCCUCCGAAAAACCGCCUUCUUCCGCAAAGCCUUCUGGAAAAACUGCAAUUGCAAAAGCAAGAAAAGGCUGACCCAACUCAAACUGCAAGCACAGACCAAAAACAAACGGCCACUGCAGCAAACUCAACAAAAAUCUCAACGGAAGAUAAGGGAACUCAGCUGACUGCAGAAGAUGGUGAAGUCAGCAGGAAUGCUGAUGAUGUCAGCACAAAUAUUGAUAAUGUCAUAAUCAACUCUGGGAGCACUAAGCUGGACAAAGAUAUGCCAGAAGAAGAGGCUAUUGAGAAACUGGUCAGCAAAAUAAGGGAUGAGUAUGCUGCAAACAAGAGAAAAAAGAAUAAUGCCCGGUUUGGCCAGUACAAGAAGAAGCCAUCAGAGAAGAUGGAGCAAGCAAAGGAAAAGAGGAUGCGCCUGCUUAUCCUCAGGAGACUCGGAUUGGAACAAAGGAUGAAGGAGCUUCAAAAGAAGAGAUUAGAAGAAGAGGGAAGCAAACAAAUUGCAGAUUGUGAUGCUGUGGAGACAACCUCCAAUAAGUCAACUGCACAGAAAAACAGAAUCACAAAGAAAAUUGGAAAAGAAAAUACCAGUGCAGAGAAUGUAAGAAAAAGAAAAAGUGAAGACAUUGAACCAAAGCGAAACCCUGAUGAUGAUAAUGUUAAUGAUUUAAAAAGUCCACUAAUCAUCAAAACUGAGCCUAUAGAUGGACCGGAAACAGUUGAACUUUCAACUGAAUUAGUGAAAGGGAAUACAGCAUGUGUCAAGUUUGAUACAGCAAGUACUUCUGAAAUGUUGAAAAAUGACACAACUGAGUUUGCACCUGAUGCUGCUGAUGAUCACACAGUUGAAAACAACAAUGAUGAAGAGGUGGUUGCAAGUCCAAAAAGAAAAAGGGGUCGCAAGCCAGGCUCAAAGCUUGUUUAUGACAAGGAACCCACUAGAAAAUCUAAGAGAGGGUCAUUUCCUAAAAUAGCAUACAGUCAAGAAACAAGGAGACCACCAACCAAUUUCUGUAAGAAACUACGGCGAUUACUUCCAGAUAAAAUGGGUCACCUGGUUGCUAAGAUACCAGAUAUACCCAUCCUAAGCGAACCAAUGCCCAAGCCAGCAAGCAAAAAAAUGUCUCCCACUAAAAGCGUUGAUUCUAAUUUUACACAACCAAGGAAGAAAAUUCAUUCAGAUGCAAAAAAAUUAUCCAAAGAAGCCAAGAUACUUGGACUUAAGCAUAUAAGUGAAUUUCGGCAGAAGCAGUUAAAAGAGAAGAAAGAGAGGAUCAAAAUGUUGGCAAAGCGGAGGGGCAUAAAAACAGCAUCAUUGAAGACGUUGAAACGUAAACAACUGAAAUCAAAAGGUUCAACAAAUAAAAAGAAAGAUGCCGGUGGGCUUUUAAAAUUAGCCAAAUCUGUAAAGUCUUCUGUUCUAAAGGCCCAAAUUUUGGACAAUGUUAACAAAAACAAAUCUGUUUCAAAGGAUUGUACCAGUGAACUUUCAAAUUGGAAAAAAAUCCAGAGUCUUGACCAGCCUACAGAUGCUAGCCAUCAGGUUUGUGAGGCAACAAAGGAGAAAAUGAAGGCAAAACUUGCUUCAAAAGCUCUAAAUGUCAGUGGAAACAACUUUCAACCAGCUGCAUCCAGUCCUGUGGUUUCUAAACCAGUCAAAUCCAGUUGUUUGGUAACAGUAUCGCAAACAAACAAAUCAAAAUCGAGCGUUGCAAAUAUCCUUAGUUUAGCAACGCCCCCAGAACAAAUUGUACUGAUACCAUCUGGGGUGAGUAAUCUAGACGGGAGUGUUCCUUUUGUGUCUUUACAGAGGUGUGACCUGGGUGUGAUUAAUGCAAGGAAAAGAAGCAAUGCAGAUGGGGAUAAGGCACAUGGUGAACCAGUUUCUAAGAGUAUAAAGGAUAAUGAUGACAAGAACGGAAGUUCCAUUAUUGCAUUAGUGGAGGGCCAUAAAUUAAUAGGCAAAGUCAAUUCGCCAGUGUUACAGCAAGCUCCUCUCAAAAAUCUCUCAAUUGCCACAGUGCCAAAAUCAGCAUUAUGUGUGACCUCAGCGAGCACAUUGCCGACUUCCACAAUGGCAAGGGUUACGACCAUCCUUCAAGCUGCGUCUCAACCAACAAAUCCAUUGCAUGUGAAUAAGCGAGUUCGAGAAAUACGCCCAGCACCUUCGAAAUCAUUGUCUGUGCAGACAGUUUCAACUCCAGCAAUUGGAGCCAGUUCAAGAAAAUCAUCCUCUAAGAAGAAAGCUUCCAUUUCAAUUAAUCGGUUAACGAGUCCCAGUGUUUCCAAAUCGCCAAAACCAUCGUGUGUGCAAACAAGUCCCAACUCACAUGCUGGUACCUUUAGUCCCUCUGCUAUAAGUAUGACAAAAGUAUCAUCCUUUCAAAUAAUGGAAAAUUCUGGUUUUGAUUCAGCAUCUUCAAAGCCAUCAUCUAUGCAAACUAGUCCCAACUCCUGUAUUGUGACCUUAAGUACGGUUGCUAUAAAUUCCCCAAAAUUAUCAUAUAUGCAGACAAUAUCUAGCUCAGCAUCCUCAAAAUCACCAUGUGUGCAAACAAUUCCCAACUCAAGCGUUGGAACCUUGAGUGUAACUGCUACAUCUUCUACAAAAGCAUCAUUGAAGAAGAAGCUUCUGAAAUCUUGUGUUGUUUCUUCAUGCUCAAACUCGUCUGAUUUACCAACGACAGGAGCAUCUGUACUACAAACUACCGCCCAAUCUUCAACUAGUUUGAAGACAGCUGUCCAUGCAAGUAUUGGGAAUACUGUCCAAGAUGAUUUGGCUUCCCCAAAGUCAUUAAAAAUGCCUACAUCAUGCUCAAAUGUUGGAUCUAUCAAUUCAGAAACAGUCGCCUCAACUGCAAACUCUAGCAAUAUUUCAAUUAUUAUAGCUGAAUCAUUGGUUCCAUCAAGCUUACAGACAACCGCAAACUCUAGCAAUAUUUCAACAGCUGAAUCAUUGGUGCCAUCAAGCAUACAGACAACUGCAUACUCUAGCAAUACUUCAACAGCUGAGUCAUUGGUGCCAUCAAGCUUACAGACAACUGCAAACUCAAGCAUGGUCUUAGCUUCCUCAAAUCCAUCAUGCGCGCAGUCUCUCCCAAUCUCAUCUGAUGGGGUCGCAAGAUCGGAUGGGAUUGCACAAUCAGAUGGGAUGGCAAGUUCAGCUGCUUCGACUUCAGGUCUUAACCUCCAGAAUCUCUUCAGUUCUAUGAUGGGAAGCCUUCAGCAAUUGAUGCGCGGUGCAAACUCGCCCUCUCAAGGGUACACCGGCUCCCCUGGUUCUCAGCAACCGUCCCUGGGCCCACUCAUUAUGCCUGUUCCCGUGACAGUGGCUGGUACCCAACAGAUAGCCUUCAUGCCUGUUUACCCCAAUAGUGAGGGGAAGUAUGUGCUGCCUGAUGGGACAGUGGUUGAAUCUGGGGCACAAGGGCAACCAGUAGCCAGUUUACCCCAAUAGUUAGGGGAAUUAUGUGCUUCCUGACGGGACAGUGGUGGAAUCUUGACUACAGGGAGCACCAGUUUUCAGUACAUUCAGCACGUGCUUAGUUACCCAGAAAUCUGCAAUAAUUGAGGCUGAAUCAACAGAUAUAUUAUUGGCAAUGGAUUGAAUUGUGGGCAUUGUAAACUCAUCUGGCAUUUCUUCUGAUUCAGCUGACAAAUACUACACUAUUUGGUUUUGAAUCUAAUGAUAAAGCAUCCACAAAUGGUUGUUUAACAAGUUAACUCAGGAAAACGUGGGUUUAGGUGCUUAUUCAAUCGAUAAAUCAUCCACACAUUUAUGAAUUGUUAAGCGAUGUAUGAGUAAAUAUGAGUUUAAUUGUGUUCAUGUUAAAUAAGGUUCUGAAUCAACAAAUAAAACAUUCUUAGAUGAUUGUAUUGAUCGAAUUAAUGGCUCAAGAAUAAUCUGAACUUUAUUAAACUAAGAAAUAUUAAGUAAAUGUAAACUGAAGUAUGAAGCAUUGAAGAAAAUGUUGAAAUUAAGUACAUAUUCAACAGAAUAAAUUACAAACAACUGAUUGACUUGUUGAACAAGUAACAAAUGAGUAUAAGAAAUCUUGUUGGAUCUUAAAUUGGUGUUGAUUCAACUGAUAAAGUAACCACACAAGAUUGAAUUGUGUGGCAACAUAUGUGCUUAUUAAGUCGAUGUAUAAUACUUUCGUUGGAUCAUUGUGUAACUUUUUUAAGGAAUUAUAUGAGCUGAGAAAACCUGGCUUAAUGCAUUUGGGUAAAGUGUCGUCUCAGACUAGUCCGUGGUUUCUUGUCAGGAACCUAUGGAAACAUUCCAUUAAAGCGGAAUGUGUUGUCCCUUAUUAGCAUGGGACCACACUUUACGCACAUGCAGUAAGCCCAGUUUCCCUGAUCGAGGCACCUGUUAAAUUUGUUUUCUGUACCAGUUUCGUGUUUCUAAAAAUUGCCUGUGCAAUAAACCAGUAGAUUUGCAGAUAGUAAGAAAAUUGCAAACAUGUUUUGAAAUAAUACUUUUUCUGUUUUUAAUUAACUUAAAAGCUUUCACUGUUACCGUUUUCUGAUGAAGAACUUUUUUUUUCAUUCAUGACCAGGCUUCUGUUUAGUUAUUGUCUAUUUUGGUUUUGUUUUGAUUAUAUGUGACACAAUUGCAUGAUGUUUGUGUAUUUCAUCAUAUAAUUUUCAUGUCUUUUGUUAGAUUGUUGUUCGUUUGCAUGCAUUAAACGUUUUGAUAGCAUA